AUGGAAGAAGAAAGAUUACCUUCAAAGAGCCAUAGAAGCAGAGACAGACAGCCCAUAUCAGUUCCCUUCAUAUGGGAAGACAAGCCUGGCAUCCCCAAAAAACACUGGAAACCGACUCCGCGGCUGCUACCCGAAAAUCCUAUCGUCGCACCACCAGCAAAGCUCGUCGUAUCGAUCCCCUUCGGAUGGGAAGAGAAGCCCGGCACGCCGCUCCCGUUCUUUUCAAAACCCGAUAAACAAGAUCCCGUCUUUAUCCCGACCUCGGACCUCAGCUAUGUCGAUAACGAUCACGACGGGUGGAUUGGAUUAUCGGACGCUGAGAUCAUCGAUACGGGCAGCUUCGAAACGUACGAUUCGUUCAGCUCAGCUAGAUCGACCAACCCAUUUGUUGAUCCUGUGCGAUCGCCGGAUUCGGAAACUGAGAGCGUCGACUAUGCCGGGACGCCGUUCUUGGAGUGGCUGUUUCCUCUGCUAGCGACAAAUUCGAACGAAUCAAAAUGUGGUGAAGUUGAUACACCGGAAAUGGGUUUGCAGGGGACGGAGUGGCUGCGGGAAAACGGCGGCAGUCGAGCCGGAAAACCGCUGCUUACGCUGGAAGAGCUCAUCAUGAUGAGUAGAAGAAGAAGCUGCCAAAGGAAAAUCAUACAGUUGAAUAAACAGAGAUCAAUGGAUUUCAUGAAGGGGAAUGCUCUUGGCUGCUGCAUCUUUGGAAGCAACACCAUUCCGCUUCCUCUCAAGUGGAAGAGACAACUGCAAAUCAAGUUAAUGUAACCAAAUCAGCUUUCCAGCAAUCCAUUAAGAAGAAGAAGAAGAAGAAGAAAACACAUCGGACAUUUCUCUUUCCAUUGUACAAUUCUCAUAUUUCAACUGUAAUGGGCAAAAACGAACUGAAUGGAAUCAAUAGAACAAUUUCCGAAAUGCAUCAUCCAU
This is a messenger RNA of Andrographis paniculata, 930 nucleotides long. RefSeq lists its product as uncharacterized. The record is from RefSeq and is a predicted model, not a curated record. Bases 1 to 771 code for a protein of 256 amino acids. The transcript has 2 exons. Lineage: Eukaryota; Viridiplantae; Streptophyta; Magnoliopsida; Lamiales; Acanthaceae.